CUUCCUAUCCCCUGUCUCGGCUCUACCUUUGUUGGUGAACCAGUGUACGGAAGUCCCAGGCACGGAGACUCCCUCACAGGUUACUGGUGGUCAAUCACCUCGUGCUCACCGGUUCACAAGUGUACAGAGAAAGGUGGUAGACAACCGCGGAGCGCGUUGCUCGCUGUGCCAGGCUUGUUUUCUCUCUUUGGGUAUUGAGACAUGCGAUGGUUAGGUUCAAGCAUAGAUACCUGGUGGCGACCAUAGCUGCGGCAAGUCAAGAGAGGAUAGCCGAGCUGGGGCCGAGCGAAAUCUUGGCGAUGCUCCGGGAAUCGAUUGAAGCCAAUUUUGGGGACUUCGGGUCGGGCAGCACUAGUCAAUCGCUUCAAGUUCGAUCCUUUGACCGCACCUCGGGGGUGUGCGUGAUUCGUGCCGGGAGAGAGUCGCAUCGGAUGGUACGCGCUUCUCUGACCCUGCUCUCGGGCACCAAGGAUGCGCGGUUGUCGGUGACCGUGAAAGCCGUUGCGGGGUGUGACAGGACGCUAAAGGCUGCCGCUGUGGAGGCGUACACCAGGGGAUACCGGCGAGCGGGCAUAAGCGAUGAUGCUGCUGCAGCUUUGCUACAGCGGCAGCGGCAGCUUCUUGACGCGUGGCAAUAGCUAGCUACAGACGGCUUUAGUGCCAAGUUUGCUUGUCGCGGUGAGGCAUUGCUUGUUCUUGCGGCGGCACCAGCGACUUCGGCGACUCCAUGGGGGUCUUGGGUUGCUGUAGCGACCGAUACAUUUUAAGUGCAGUAUAAUAGCACCUGGUAUGAUGGCUGGGGUAGAUACUUUAUCACGAAGAAGUUUCUUCCGUGCUGCAUUGGUUGGUUCGCUACCGCAACGUGUCUCACAAUAGAACGUAGUAGCCGACUUCUGCUGUAAGUCCUUAGUCUUGUGACCAGCCUAGGUUUCAUGGGUGUGUUGCAGUAGCUGCUGCGACAGUCGGAGCUUCCUGUGUAACUGGAGUGCUUCCUUUCUCAACGCACUGUGUUGCUGCCGCAAGAGCUGUUCCUCGCGAGUUACUUGUGGCGUGCGGUGAAUUUGUUGUAUCUACAUAUCAGUGGCUUGUGUGGGCAGAGCUCUUCGAGGUGCCGCGUUCACUUCUUGGACCGUGCUGUUUUGCGAGUUGUUUAUCCACUUUUGGUAACAAUGUUCUAUGGUAGUAAAACCACUACCACUGACAUCCUUAUCGCGUGCAAGUGUUUCUAAUAGCCCCCCCCCGUGGACGCACGGACGCGGACACCAGUGGGUUGCCCUUGCUUUGUUUGGC
This is a messenger RNA of Ectocarpus siliculosus, 1290 nucleotides long. The record is from the annotation of a GenBank genome assembly. NCBI's taxonomy places the organism in Eukaryota, Phaeophyceae, Ectocarpales, Ectocarpaceae.